This is a messenger RNA of Blepharisma stoltei, 1678 nucleotides long. Lineage: Eukaryota; Ciliophora; Heterotrichea; Heterotrichida; Blepharismidae. The record is from the annotation of a GenBank genome assembly.
AUGUCUGAUUUAUCAAGUGACUCAGACUCCGGAUCGCUAAGUCCAAAGCACGAGGAGCCUAGAGAGCCAAAGGAGCCCUACAUAUCUUCUGAUUCCUCAAACGAGAGUUCUGAAGAAUCCCAGGAAGAAGCCGAAAAGCAAAUUCAGUCCGAGGCCGAAGAAGAGGUCGAAUUUAUUGCAAAUUUGACAAAGAAAAAAGGACUUAAGCGCAAAAGAAGCUUUGACGACAACGAACAAGUGGAAAACCUUGUGGACACGAUACUGAAAGAAAUGAUGCAAGCAGUAGAUGAAGACAUCUCCGCUAACCAAGAUGGACAUCCCGCUUUGAGCAAGCUCAAAAUGCUAGACAAAGUAAUAAAGUUCCUUACAGUCAGCAAAUAUCAUGAUUUGUUCUUAGAAAUGAACGGGUCACUAGUCCUCAGCAAAUGGCUCGCCCAAUCGCCAGAUGGUUCAUUCCCUUCAACUCCAAUUAAAGAAGGACUGCUCCAAGUAAUGCAGGACAUUCCUAUCCAAACUAAAAAUUUAGAAGAGAGUGGCUUAGGGAAAAGUGUAAUGGCAAUUUAUCAGAAUCCAAAUGAAACACUUACACUCCUUUCAGAUCAAGAAUUCUGUUAAAUAAUCCUGCUUUAGGAAUUAUUCUCUUUUAAAUGCAUAUAUUUCUACAUAAAUAUAGCUAGUAUACAUUUAUUUACUCCCCCCCCCCUCCGUGAGCGAACAAAACCAUUAGAAAAAUCGCUAUUUUUUGACCAAAAACCCACCCUCCGUGAGUGAACAAAAAUUUUUUUUAAUAGAAAAAAUUUUAAUGGAAAAAAAUUUUGAUAUAUAAGUGAUAAUUAGUAUAAUGAAAUCUAGAGCUAAUUCUGUUUAAUUUUAAACAAAUUGCGUUUUUAAAACAUAAAUUUUGCAAAUUAAAUUAAUAUUUGCUUCCCAAUUUUUGCAAAUUAGGAUUUUUUUAAAUUUCGAAAAAAAUAUUUUUUAUAAAAUUUAUAUAUAAAUUUUUUUUAAAAAAAAAAUUAACACCCCUCCGUGAGCGAACAAAAUUUUUUUGUUCGCUCACGGAGGGGGGGGGGAGUUAGAAAUUAAAAUGUGAUUGCUAAUAAUGAUAUUUAACUUCAGAAAGAAUAUAUAAUUUUAUAUAAAAUCUUUAUAUAUAUUUAAUGAGUGUUAUAGCAAAAAUCUGCAGCAUGAGAUCACUUUUCCUUUUCAAAUAUUUUCAAUCAGAUUUUUUAAUAUAUAAUUUUAUAUUUAGAAUUUAACCCUAAUAAUACCAAUAAUAAAAUCUGUCACUCUUAAAGCAGGGAGAAUUAGGGUUAAAAAAUUAGCAAAGCAUUUGAUAGAUAAAUGGAGCAGAAUGAUUUACGAAAUUGAUAUUGAUUAUGCUUCUCUUGGAGGAGUGGAAGAAAAUGAAGACUCAGAUGUCCCAGUCACUCAACAAAAUAAAGUGACACUGAAUAAAAUAUUGCACAAUAAUGAUACAAGUGCUUUCACCAGAAUUCCUGAUAAAGGACUAUUUGAUUUUAAGUACAGGCCUCCUCCUAGAGCAAGUGAAGAAAUGGGACACAGCCAGCCACAUACAAGUGAAACUAUCAGCAGGCUAAAGAAAAGGCUUCAAAUGAAAAAGAAAGGGAAAAAGAGAGCCACUGGAAAUAUGAGUGUGGAUGGGAGGUCUCUUUAUUAG